UUCUUUUUUCUUUCUUUCUUUCCUUUUUCCUUUUUUUUUUUUUUUAAAUCUUCUCUCCUAGGGACAACACAAUGGCAGUCUUCUCUCAGUGAGACGAAUCCUGCUUAGCCUCCUGCAGACUCACUCAUCCUCAUAGCGAUCAAGUAAAAAGGCUAUGGUUUGCUCUUCGGGGAUCUUUUGUGCAUUCCUGCUCUCCUUGAUUAACUCUGCUCUCAGUUGGGAUUUCUUUGCUUUUUUGUUUGUCUUCACGCUGAAAAAGGAUUUUUUGGCCAACCCUUUGGUAAUAAUCCAGUGGUGAUCAAGGGGGAUAAAAUCGUUCACCCUGGCCGAAAAAAAACAAUCACUGAGAAGUCUCAAAGAAAUACACCACGUGAGGGGAAAAAACUGGGAGAAGAUCCGGAAUAUCAUCGUUUUUCCUAUGGUAAAACCGGUGCCCCUCUUCAGGAGAACUGAUUUCAAAUUAUUAUUAUGCAACCACAAGGAUCUCUUCUUUCUCAGGGUGUCUAAGCUGCUGGAUUGCUUUUCGCCCAAAUCAAUGUGGUUUCUUUGGAACAUUUUCAGCAAAGGAACGCAUAUGCUGCAGUGUCUUUGUGGCAAGAGUCUUAAGAAAAACAAGAACCCAACUGAUCCCCAGCUCAAGGGUAUAGUGACCAGGUUAUAUUGCAGGCAAGGCUACUACUUGCAAAUGCACCCCGAUGGAGCUCUCGACGGGACCAAGGACGACAGCACUAAUUCUACCCUGUUCAACCUCAUACCAGUGGGACUGCGCGUCGUUGCAAUCCAGGGAGUGAAGACAGGGUUGUACGUAGCCAUGAAUGGAGAAGGUUACCUCUACCCAUCAGAACUUUUUACCCCUGAGUGCAAGUUUAAAGAAUCUGUUUUUGAAAACUAUUAUGUAAUCUACUCAUCUAUGCUGUACAGACAACAGGAAUCUGGCAGAGCCUGGUUUUUGGGAUUGAAUAAAGAAGGGCAAGUUAUGAAAGGAAACAGAGUAAAGAAAACCAAACCAGCAGCUCAUUUUCUACCCAAGCCAUUGGAAGUUGCCAUGUACCGAGAACCAUCUUUGCAUGACGUCGGAGAAACAGUCCCGAAGGCCGGGGUGACGCCGAGUAAAAGCACGAGCGCGUCGGCCAUCAUGAAUGGAGGCAAACCAGUCAACAAAAGUAAGACGACAUAGCCAGACCCUCACAGGUGUUGUGACUGACUCGCCCCCGAGCGCCGUUGAGCCAUUUAUCCCGGCCAGACCCUCCCGCUUCCUCCGGGGGCCCAGGAGCCGCUGGGGGUAGGCUGCUCCCCACUGGCCCGAACUCCUUGGUUGCAAGUGGAUAAAUCUCAACGCGUCGCGCCCCCGACAAGAAGACACCUGGACAACCAGCUCAACUCAGACCAUGGAAUGCCCUACCAGAUAUGGAAUGCCUUUUUAAUAUCUUUUCUGUGACUGUGACACUUCAUGUGAAUGACCUCCUUCACGAGUCCACUCGACACCUUGCCUGCUGACAGCUACCCAUAUUCCUUUUUGAGUCCCGUUUCGGCGAAAUCCAUGUGUUUCAGUUCGAUUUUUGUAGCACACAGAUACUCUUGAGUAAAUUUCUAGUUAGAUGCUGUAAACCUGUGCUAUUCUGGAGUUCUCUUCUUCCCGUUUAUUUUUUCCAGGGCUGCUGGCUCUACUGUCUGUGACCUUUUGUAGGGAUGGUGUUCCUCUCAAUCUUAACUGUCGCAGUUGGCUUAGUUGGGAGAGCGAUCAGGGAAACAGAAAGGCUUCUAAACCUAUUAUGACAAAUUGCAUCUAUAAAGAUUAGGACUGUGGUCUCCGGCUCACACUACUGAUGAAACACACAUAUACGCCCCGUCCAGUAGCAGAUACUGUGCUCCCGAGGCCCGCGCGGCCGGGCUGAGAAACGGGGUCAAACACGGUCAUGGGAAGCGCUCUAUGAUCUGGGUUUGACGUCCCCUUUAGUCUCUUUGUGUGUGUGUGUGUGUGUUUUAUACAUAUCACAAGCUUACUGGUAAUGGUAACAUUUGCCUUGCCCAGCGAGCAAGACCCACUGGUUUUUGAGAAAGUGGGUCAAAAGAACUCUGUAGGCCUUGUAGGCCUGAUUAAGGUUCAUUUUUCAUCUAUGAAUCCUCAUUAUUUGGGAAAAAAAAAAAGGAAAAAAAAAUCAAUGAUUAACAACCAACAAGAAUUGCGCUACCUAAAUCCAUUUCAGAUAAAGAAUCCUUCCUGUUUUUAAUGAACCAAACUUAACACCAUCCCCAAUUUGGGCUGCGUUCCACUCACACUCGGCAGAGCAUGGGCAAGGCGGCUGUUGUGUACUUUCCUGCAGCAGCAAUGCAAAUGUUAGUUAUAAAUUAGACUUUAAUAUUUUUGGUGUUUAAUGACAAGUUUUUAAACCGGACACAUUAGAAAAAAAAAAAAAGUAUUUUUUUCAGCUCAGCAUGCUGAGUCAGGUACUGUGUUUUUCACCGGUCCAUACCUCUGACUCAGCUUCUGGGGUCCAUGUGGCCCUGUAGCUGAAUUAGAGGUGCCUUGCCAUGAUCUCAGAAUGCAGUCUGUUGAAUUAUUCUAGAUUAAAAAUAAAGGCAAACCAACACUUUCAAAUAUCAGGUUUUCAGUCCAUCUGAUAUAUAUAUAUAUUUUUUUUUUCUUGCCUUUGUUUGAUUUUGCUUUCUUAACUUCCUUUGGGAUUUCCAACUGCUGAAUCCUGAGCUUAGGGAAGACAGCAACUGAGAAAGUCCAGGAACAGUUGACUCCACAGUGAAGAAACCAUGCAAAAUGUUCACCAUUGGCUCUAAAGAGUUUCAAAAUGUUUGAUACUAAACUGUUUGGAAAUAUAUUUGUUAACUGUGUAUACUUAAUAAAUUUCAAUGUUUUUCUCCUCUGAACAGUUAAUUGAGACCAAACUGAACCUCAUUUAUAGAAAACUAUAUGUGGUAUCCAUGUACUGGCCUCUUGUUAUUUUCCAUGUGGAAGGAUGACCCAGUCGCCAUUUUCUCCCAUCUGCACUGUAUUUACUGGGAAAUUAUUUUGUCACUGCUUUCCUAAGUCUCCAUGACAGCCUUUGCCCAGCCUUUAACAAUUUUGGCCUGCUUAGCUGAUUAAAGAUUUACUAUCAAUUUAA
Messenger RNA from Capra hircus (goat), 3119 nucleotides. It is a transcript of the gene FGF14, whose product is annotated as fibroblast growth factor 14. Bases 419 to 1177 code for a protein of 252 amino acids. NCBI's taxonomy places the organism in Eukaryota, Metazoa, Chordata, Mammalia, Artiodactyla, Bovidae. Gene Ontology annotation, cellular component: cytoplasm. Gene Ontology annotation, biological process: fibroblast growth factor receptor signaling pathway; positive regulation of protein phosphorylation; regulation of cell migration. Gene Ontology annotation, molecular function: fibroblast growth factor receptor binding; growth factor activity. The record is from RefSeq and is a predicted model, not a curated record. The transcript is spliced from 5 exons.